Messenger RNA from Danio rerio (zebrafish), 1004 nucleotides. It is a transcript of the gene pitpnc1b, whose product is annotated as phosphatidylinositol transfer protein cytoplasmic 1b. Gene Ontology annotation, cellular component: cell periphery; cytoplasm. Gene Ontology annotation, biological process: intermembrane lipid transfer; phospholipid transport. Gene Ontology annotation, molecular function: phosphatidylinositol transfer activity. The record is from RefSeq and is marked provisional. NCBI's taxonomy places the organism in Eukaryota, Metazoa, Chordata, Actinopteri, Cypriniformes, Danionidae.
CAGGCUCUGAUCCUGCAAUUCGACCCAGCUUCACUCGCUCCAUCUCUGUUACGGAUGAAUCGUCACUGAAAAAGAUGGGGGUUACGACUCUAGACAUUCCAAGCUCUCAGUCCUCCCUCAAGGGUCCUGUGAGAUUAAAAUCAACCCCAGAAUAACACCUGCAAUGACCACUGCCAAUACCACCUUGACAUCUGCCAAAUAUCUCUCCACUUGGACUGUCUCUUCUAGCAAAAACUGGUUGAAAUGAAAACACAAUCGUCACUUUCUGCUCACCAUUCCCUGCAUACCUGUGUUUAAUGCAGAGGAUGACAUUAACAAAAGCACCUUACUAAAGAACGUUAGGUACUAUGUCUAAACAGACUGGAGCGAAACCAUUCAAUUUUCUCCCAGACAAGACAGUCUCUACAAAAUGCAUUCAACCAAUGGUCUAUUCACCAGCCUAUGAACAUGAAUGGAUGCACAUAUUCAUCCGAGCACAGAAUGAAGAUGAAGAGGCUCUAUUGACAUAAUGAAACAUCCAGCAGACAGUGUCGGUGAAACCCCCUCAUAUGGAUCACGGCGAAUGAAAGUGACUAGCCAAAAUAUCUAGUGGCUUACGGGAUAUUGAGACUAACCUUUGACCCUGUAUCAAUACAUUGAUGGAGCAUAAUUGAUUGUUUAGUCGUGCAGCACAUCGUGAGAACUUUAUCAAUAGUACUUUGGGAGAUAAGACUAAAGACAACAGCAGACUGAGCAUUAUGCAUUAUUUGACAUUGAUAUCACAUCCAUCAUCUGUCACUUACAUGCCACAUUCUCUGUUAGUCUCUGUUUUGGUUUGGUUUUUAAGGAUUAAAAGGGAAUUUGGUAUUUUCUGUCAUUUGUUAAAGAAAUAGUUAAACUGACCUUAACUUACAUCUCUGGUUAAGCCAGUUUUGUUGAUUAAGCUGUCCAAGCAAACAAAGUAAUGUUGAAAGUGCCUCAUUGUAUAUUUUUAUAAUAAAUUUACUAAGGAAUGCAUGAAAUUA